AUGGGCACCUCUAAUCCCGUAGUGACGGUUGAUACUAUUGUGCCGAUGGCGCGACCAAUUGGAGCUGGCGAUGAACUAGAUACGAAUUACAUGGAUUCCCUGUGCAAGGACCACUUCUUGCAACGACAAUACCGCAAAGUUGAUGGGGGAGUGUUAUGGUCCCGUAACGAACGCAAUCUGGACUGCACGGUGACGUUCCAGACACACAGCAUCCUGCAGCGGUUCAUGCUGCACUUUGACCUGCUACAGCUGGACUGCAAUGAUCACCUUUACGUGUAUGAUGGCGCACAUGCUACCGCACCGCCUAAGGCUGAUCUAUCAUGCCGCAACACCAAGCAGCAGGUCGGCGCGCUAUUCACGCGCAGCAACUUCGUGACGUUAAAGUACGUCACUGACAACUGGGGAACAGACGCCAACGGGUUCCGGCUCGUUAUCACCGCCGUCAAGGACCCCAAUUUUCUUAUUGUUCCAGAACAUGGGUGCAAGGAGUUCCGGUGUAAGCAGCGGGAGUUCUGCGUGAGCGCAGACCUCACCUGCGACGGUGUAGACCACUGCGCCGAUGGCUCCGAUGAAGAUACCGCCGUACUUUGCCCAGAGACUACUACUGAACUGAAUACACUGAACACCACUGCCACAGUAGAUACAACUUCUGGAGCAAACAUCACUUCUGACAGCGGCGGUAGCGGCGCAAGCGGCACGUGGGUGGCGAUAGGUGCGGGAGGGGUGGUGUUGGCGGCCAUAGUGGCCGUCGUCGCCGCCUGCUGUGCGUGUCGCCACCGUGCCAACAAUCAGCGCACGCGUUUACAUUUGCAAGAGAUGGCGAGCAGUAACGGCGGCGGUGGCAGCGGGAGCGCGGGCGGCGAGGGCGCGACGCGGCUGCCGGGAAACCCGCCGCCCCCUGCGGGCCCGUGCGGGGCGGCGCGGGCGGGCCGCCUGCGGCGAGCGGCCUGA
This is a messenger RNA of Arctia plantaginis, 951 nucleotides long. Lineage: Eukaryota; Metazoa; Arthropoda; Insecta; Lepidoptera; Erebidae. The record is from the annotation of a GenBank genome assembly.